This is a messenger RNA of Larimichthys crocea (large yellow croaker), 2735 nucleotides long. RefSeq names its product desmin (gene vimr1). Gene Ontology annotation, molecular function: structural constituent of cytoskeleton. Gene Ontology annotation, cellular component: cytoplasm; intermediate filament. Bases 669 to 1805 code for a protein of 378 amino acids. The transcript has a single exon. Gene Ontology annotation, biological process: intermediate filament organization. Lineage: Eukaryota; Metazoa; Chordata; Actinopteri; Sciaenidae. The record is from RefSeq and is a predicted model, not a curated record.
GACACAUCAAACAUUUACACGUAGAUCACAUUUCAUACAUCUUUCCUUUGUUCUGAGUGCUGGAAUGUGCCCUUUCUUCGUGGUCCAGGUUUAAUGCUUUUCCGAAUUACGUCAUGUGGUCACUAAAUAUGAAAAUAUUCAUUAUAUUUUCCAGAUAAAUUAUUCUUUAGGUGCAUGACUUGUUCAUUGAGAGUUAGGGGAAUCUACGUCAGAGCAAUUUCACAAAGUUGUGUAGGAAAACCUGCUGCCAAAGCACAUUGUCUCUGUUUACCAAUGUACUGGGUGCCCUCUUCCUCACUGUCACACCCGACCUCAUUAACAUCCUAAGUGAAUAGUAAGUGAAAAAUAGCAGCCAUGCAUGAUUUGAUCACUAUUUCACAUCCUGGUGCAAAGGCCAGGGAGUGGAGCUGACCUGCCUGGCCACUAACAGUACAGCGUUAGCUAAUAAAGAGCGUGCAUCCACAGUUCACUGGGAGUCUGUCAUAAUCCACUUUUGAAAUAUGUUAAAACCGAGCGUGAGUUUCAAGACUGCCUGAGACAUUCUUUAUUGCCAUAUAAAAACUGAGAGGUGAUCUGAGGGAGCGUCAGUCGCAACACAGGCUACACAAAGAAGAGAAGUCGAGAGAGCAGCUGUUCCUCUGAAAAACAAACCCAGUAUAUUACAAAACAUGAGAGCCGCAUCUUACACCCAGAAGAGCCUGCAGGUUAGCGGCUCCAGUGGCAGAGUAAGGGUUCAGAGCCCGUCGCCUUCCCGAUGCCGUGGAUCCUCAUAUGACAGCCGUGGACGCUCGGGUUAUCGCGGCACAGCCAUCGAGUUGGGAACAGAGAUACACCAGCACCAUGCCAACGAGAAAGAGGAGAUGCAGGAACUCAAUGUCAAGUUUGCCGGAUACAUCGAGAAGGUCCAGGCACUAGAACAGAGAAAUGCUGCUCUCCAAGCUGAGCUGGCUGCACUGCAGAGCCGCUACAAGGGAGGCCCCACAGGCAUCGGAGAAGAAUAUGAGCUCAAGUUUAAAGAGGUGCGCGACCUGAUUGAGAGCCUGACUAACGAGAAGGGAGAAGCUGAUAUUGAACGAGGCUACAUCGAGGAAGAGGUUGAAGUGUGGAGACUAAAGCUGGAGGAGGAGCUGGCUCUCAAAGAAGAGGCAGAAAUGAUCCUGAGGGAGUUCCGCCAGGAUGUUGACAAUGCCACACUGCAGAAGGCUGAGCUGGAGAAGCGUAUAGAGCAACUGGUGGCCGAGAUAGAGUUCCUCAAGAAGCUGCAUGAUGAAGAGGUGGCUGACCUCAUGAGGCAGAUUGAGGACUCAAAGAUUACUGCAGAGCUGGACGGCGAUAGGCCUGACCUGGCUGCUUAUCUGCGUAACAUGCGUGCAGAGAUAGAGGCUGUUGCUGCCCGAAAUGUCAAAGAGGCUGAGAAGUGGUACAAGAGCAAGUUUGAUAGCCUCAAAGAGCAUGCUGGCAAACAUGAAGAUCAAAUGAAAACCAUGAAAGAUGAGAUCACAACCUUCCACAACCAAGUGACAGACCUGCAGAACCAGAUUGAUGGGCUGAGGGCUCGCAACGCAGCCCUGGAGCAGCAGCUGGAGGACAUGGAGAUUUCCCACAUGGAUAAAGUGGGGAGCUUCGAGUCUGUCAUUGCUCAGUUGGAGUCCCAGCUCUGCGAAACCAAACUGGAGAUGACCAAGUAUCUCCAAGACUACCAGGAACUGCUGCACAUUAAGCUCAAGCUGGAUGCAGAGAUCGCUACCUACAGGAAGUUGCUGGAAGGGGAGGAGAGUAGGCUUGGAAUUGCCAAAGAUGUCUAAAUAUCUGGGACGAGAGGAGCCGCAAGUCCAAAGCAGCCACGUAGAAGACCAGCAGAGCAUCGUUGAGCAGAGAGAUCAACUCAUUCUAGUCAAAAAGGACUUCCCUAUCUUACCCAUUAUUUCCCUAAUUACCCAUCCUUACUCCAAGUUCUGGGUAUUGUUUGAAAUGUUUCGAUACCGAUGCCAAUAUGACAACUGAGUUUCAGUACGGAUAACAAAACACCAAUGCAAACUUGGCAAUGGAUUUUGAAUGAUUGAAAGACUGAAGGAAAACCCAAAUGUGUUCUAGUGUCUAAGACAAACAAAGACUUUUGAUGCAAAUAAGGAAGAACCUGAACUAAAAAUAAGCAAACAAGAUUACAAAUUUGACCAAACAUUUGAUACCGGCUUUCUGUACUUGAUAGUUUUGGGCACUCAGUGGUAUUGACACAUUUCUCUCUGUACCCAAGAAGUAUUGAGGUUCAAUACCCAGCCCUAUUUACUCUGUUACUUACCUGCUUGCUUCCCAAUUCUUCAGUCUUUCUUACUUCACAUUCCUGCCAAUUCUCUUGCCUUUCCCUGACCAGCUCUGCCACUCUCUCACCUCCAGUUCUUGUUUCAUGGCAACCCUCAUGCCUCCUCGGCAAUACCCCUUCCCUUUACUCCUUUCCCUACAACACUCUGCUGUUAUACCUCUCUCACAAUUUCACUUCCCUUUCCUACACCUACUCACUUUUUGCCGCCACGGCUUCUCAUUUAGGAUCACACCUUCUUUGGAAAAAAAAAAACACUUUUGUCCUGCUGUGCAUCUCAACCCAAACAAAGCAGAACAAAUAUCAUUAGUGUGAAGACUGGUCUGUAGAGUGCCCCUUGAUUAUUCCAAAUGUUUUGACAAGAAGCAAAGAUUGACCAUUCACAUUGUCCAACUGUUACUUAAUAAAGAUUGAAGUG